Truncatella angustata is the source of this 363-nucleotide messenger RNA. RefSeq lists its product as uncharacterized. Bases 1 to 363 code for a protein of 120 amino acids. Lineage: Eukaryota; Fungi; Ascomycota; Sordariomycetes; Amphisphaeriales; Sporocadaceae. The transcript is spliced from 2 exons. The record is from RefSeq and is a predicted model, not a curated record.
AUGAAGACCGUUCAGCUUGUCGCUGCGCUUAGCGCCCUUGCCGCUGGUGCUCACGCAAGUGCUAACACCAGCACCACCGUCGUCUGCAGUGCCUGCCCAUCCCACGCGUCCACCCCAGAUAUCGUCACUCGAUCCCCUGUGCCGACAGUUUCUUGCACGGCUGCUCCCCUGACCGUCAUCAGCUCCACUGUCUCUUCCAGCAACGCCACUUCUCACGCUGGUACCGGGGCAUGGUCGACGUCGACUGCGACCGGACCCAGCUCAUCAUCCACGUAUGCCGCAGUCACAGCUGGCGGUGACCACAUGAUCGGAAGCUUCAGUGGUGCCUUGGGCCUGGCUGCGGUAAUUGCAUACUUGGCUUAG